AAUGAAACAAGCAGAUUUUCUUUCUUCUUUUAAAAGGGCCAAAUUAAAUGUUUUAUUUGAAUGCUUUUGAAAAAUUAUAUUUAUAUCCAAACUCUCAUUAAAUAGCUGUCGCCAUGCUUUCAUGGUCCUCUGGGUAUGCAGCCACUAGUCGGCCCGGUGCGGUGCAGCCAUUCUGCCCGGUUCAGCCUCGCUCGCUGUGGGAAGUGAGCGGGCAUUCAGAGAGGAUGCUGAGGCCUGCCAGUCCCACGACACAUCCAUCAUUAACCCGGGGCUACUAGGCUGGUCCGGGCUAUGGCUGCACCUAUCGUACAUUUCGACGACGACUGGCCGAUUUUGGGUGAUUUGAGCAUGGUUUCAGACCAGAGGCUGCAGCUGCCACAGAAAGGCCGUGGAGCGGCCGCCGCCGCGGGGGACCCCACUCCGCAGCUCCUCCUGGGUGAUGGUGAUAUCACCGAGCUGCAAGACAGCAGCUUCUCCCCGGGGGAAACCGGUGCUUUCAGGUCCAUGGAGGACCUGGUGAACGAUUUUGACGAGAAGUUAUCCGUGUGCUUCCGACAUUUUAACGCCAAGACGGACAGCAUCGCUCCCGUGAAGGAGAUAACGGAGGACUCGCUGCUGGAGAAAGACGAAAUCUGGAAGGUUUUGACCAGUAACUAUGGGCGUGUGAUGCCGGUGGAUUGGAAACAAUCUCAAACACGUUCCCUCCACAUCCCAUCAUUCAACCUGGAGGAUAAACCCAGAACGACUGAUGUCACGGCGGAGCAGUCGGACGAUGAGGAGCUGAGGGAACAGCUGGACAUGCACUCCAUCAUCGUCUCCUGCCUUGCCGAGGAGCCCCUUUUCACAGCCGAGCAGGUUAUCGAGGAGAUCGAGGAGAUGAUGCAGAACUCUCCUGACGCGGAGGCAGGGCACAACCCUUCCCAGUCGGACCUCUCGAUGCUCUCCCUGGACGUCCAGCGCUGCACCAGGAGCCCCAGCUACGAGUCGAGGGUCAGGACCCUGAGUGUUGCAGAGCUGAAUGAACGUCUGGAGGAGACUGAGACGAACAUCAGGAGGUUCUCAGAGGAGCUGGUGCAGCAGCUGGCUCUGAGGGACGAGCUGGACUUUGAGAAAGAGGUGAAGAACAGCUUCAUCUCAGCGCUCAUCGAUGUACAAAACCGACAGAAGGAGCACCGCGAGCUGCUGAAGAAGAAGAAGAAGCUAAAAGGUGGAGCCGGGACGUCGCAGGGCCACGCGGAGAAGACGCUCGGAUCACGCUUCAGCAUGGAGGGAAUCUCCUUUGUCAUUCAGAACAGCUUCCGGCAAACAUUUGGGAGCGGGUGCAGUGAAAGACAGUAUUUGACCACAGUCAUCCCCUAUGAGAAAAAGGGACAUCCUCCGUCGCUUGAGGACCUCGAGAUCCUGACUAAGAUCCUACAAGCUAUGAGAGACGACAGUGACAAGGUGCCCAGUCUCUUAACAGACUAUAUCCUCAAAGUGCUUUGCCCGACGUAGGACAGAGGGACGGUGCCCAACACCCUGCAGAGGCUUCCGAUAGUUUACCAUGGCAACAAGAUGAAGAGGGAUCAUUGUAUUUUUCGCAGACAUGAAGCACACUUAUUUAUUCCUGCAUGUUUUUACCUCGAGAUGUGUCUUUUUUUGUGUUCUUUUCUUCAUUUAGUUGUAUUUAUUUUGUGUUGAGCGUUGUGAUUUUGCAAACCUUGUGUGUUCCUGUAAAUUUUGACUUAUUUUAAAUGUUCCUGCACUGUGAAAGAGUAUUUUAAAAAUGUUAAAAUAAUAUAAGAAAAAUACCCUGAUGGAUAUAUAUCAGCGUAGAAGCUGCGCUGUUUGGAAACGGAGCUCAUCUUGUUGGUCUUAUGUAAGAACAGAGCUACAAUGCAAAGGGAUUUGUAUUUAUCUGAAGUGCUUAACGAUCCGCUGAGCAAUGAACAAAUGCUCAAAGCACGUUGAAGUUGCAGUAAUAGAGGAUUAUAAAAAGAGCUUUUGAAGCAUCAAAACUGUAAAGCAUAAACAGUAAAGGAUGAUUUUAAAAGAUUUGAACGAUCCCCAGGAGGAAAUCAAUAAGUAUUACAGCAGCACAUGAGACAGUUUAGAGAAGUAGGAAGGAACAGGAUACAGACACAAAGAAUAUUAAUGCAAUAAUAACAAAUACAUUAGUCAGUUACCUUAAUAUGCAUAAACAUAAUGUGCAAAACCACCAUAUGAUUUAUGCAGCAGACAAAGUGUGUUAUCUGCUUUCAUCUCAGCAGAUCACUACAUACAUCUUCAUUAUUAUUCUACGGAAGAUAACGUGUUGUCGAAGCGAUGUAGUGGACUGAAAAUAACUAACUAUGCAUUUGAGUGAGUACUGAGUUGUGACCCAUGCACUGUCUACUUUCGUGACGCUGUCUGUAACUCUGAAUCAGAGACCGUAGCGUCGACGUGCCUGCUGCGCACAGGGCAGCUUGUUAUUCCGUUUGUAUUCUUGUAUAUGUACAAACUGCCUUUGGUCUUUGCCUGAACUUUUGUACAAUAUAAAUGACUUUUAUUUUCAAUGAUUGUCAAACUGCCGGACUACUUACAGAACCUGCUUCAUUGUUAAUUUAUAUUGUAAAUAUUUUGUUUCAAAUACAUUGACAAAAAUCACA
This is a messenger RNA of Cottoperca gobio, 2627 nucleotides long. It is a transcript of the gene fez2a, whose product is annotated as fasciculation and elongation protein zeta 2a. The record is from RefSeq and is a predicted model, not a curated record. The coding region runs from base 292 to 1494 and encodes 400 amino acids. Lineage: Eukaryota; Metazoa; Chordata; Actinopteri; Perciformes; Bovichtidae. Gene Ontology annotation, cellular component: axon; cytoplasm. The transcript has 9 exons.